CCAAUCAAUGAACAUCCCCAAAAUACCCUGGUCUUGAUCAUUUAAUUACAAGCAUUAUCCUUCUGUCUUCCCCCAAAGGGAUUUUGGCGCCAAAGUUCGUUACUUUCUUCACUACUCUAACAAUAUAACCAACCCAUCAAACCCAGAAAGAUUCUCAAAGUGCAAAACACAAUAAACGAAGAAAACAUUCUACCAAGAUCUCAAAGCUUCUCUCUUUUUCUCCCAUGGCGUCCAGCCACCAUUCUUCUCUGCUCUUCAUCUUUCUCACCACUCUCUUCACAGCCACCAUUGCAGCCUCUCCCUCACCACCAUCACCCCCACAACCCCCAUCGCCAUCACCAUCAUCAUCGCCACCGCCAUCGCCUCCAUCAUCAUCACUGCCACCUCCUCCGCCGGCAUCAUCACCGCGACCUCCAUCUCCGCCAUCCCCAACCUCCACACCCCAACAACUCAACAACAUAAUCGACGCCCUAAUCGGAGCCGGCGACUUCGGGAACUGGGUCAACAUCAUCACCGGCGCGAACCCACUGGUCCUUCCUCUGAGCGCGACCCUCUUCAUCCCUCAAGACGACGCCUUGAACCGCAUGCCGACCACCGACCCCUUCAUGUUCCCUUACCACGUGGUCCCUCAGCGCCUCAUCUUCUCCGAGCUCCAGCUCUUCAAGCCUAAGUCUCGCCUUCCCACUCUGCUCCCCGGCAAGUCCAUUCUUAUCACCAACGCCUCCCGCUCCAACUUCUCCCUCGACGGCGCUCCUCUCACCCAGCCCGACCUCUACGUCAGCGCCACCAUGGCUGUCCACGGCGUCGGAGCCAUUCUUGAGUACUCUGUUUACGGUGAUGGGCUUAACCUUUUGCCCAAGCCCAAUUCGCAGCAGGGGCAGCAGCAGCCGCUACUGCCGCCGCCGCCAUCUCCAGGGGUGUUUUCCCCCGCGGGAGAAAUCGUGGGCGGCGGGUGGAGGUCUGAUGCAGCGCCGCCGUGCCAUUGUGUUGAGUUUCCGGUUGGUUGGUUCUUGGUUGCUUGUGCGGUUUUGGGAUUCAAGAUUCAGAGGAACUACUAGGCUUGGUAGUUGAAGUUCGUCUCUGCUAAUUCUCAUUAUCGGAUGGGGUUCUCGCACAUUUGGCAAAUCAUCUGGAUGAGGAUGAUCUUGAAUUCUUGAUCAAGAUUAAUUGGGAUUUAGGAUUCUUUUGCGGCAACUACAGUUUGUUAAUUGUGUGAGUUUUGUGUUGAUGUUCAUCAAUUUCUUGUUCCAAAAUUGUGCAUUUUGCUGUAAGUCUGAUCUCACCAUGCAAUGGUGUUCUUAUUGUAUUCUUUACUCAUGAAUGCAACUUAGCUAUGUCCUCAAUGAUACAUACAUUGUUGUUGUUUCCUCUUUCAAUUAAAUCAAGUGCGAUUUCAUCCCUCUCUUUUCUUCAGAGAAAAUUAGGAUUAUAAUUGUGGAUUUUUGUUUUUUCAGAUCAGAAGGUUUUUUUUAAAAAAAAAAAUAGAAAGAAAAUCAGAGGGUUAUGCAGUGAGAAAUGUAGUUCUUUUUCAAUGCUUCUAUUGGCAACGCUUUUCAAUCACCCUUCUUGUUUUUUUGAAUGGGUUAUCGCAU
Molecule: messenger RNA, 1592 nt
Organism: Prunus avium (sweet cherry)
Lineage: Eukaryota; Viridiplantae; Streptophyta; Magnoliopsida; Rosales; Rosaceae
Source: RefSeq, a predicted model, not a curated record